Lodderomyces theae is the source of this 213-nucleotide messenger RNA. RefSeq lists its product as uncharacterized. Lineage: Eukaryota; Fungi; Ascomycota; Pichiomycetes; Serinales; Debaryomycetaceae. The transcript has 2 exons. The coding region runs from base 1 to 213 and encodes 70 amino acids. The record is from RefSeq and is a predicted model, not a curated record.
AUGUCUAACUACUAUCAACAAGGUCCACCACCCCCACAAGGAGGCUACUACCAACAAGGUCCACCACAAGGUUACUAUCAACAACAGCAACCAAUGUACGUUCAACAACAACCACAACAACGAAAUGGGGGAUGUUGUGCCUCAUGUUGUGGAUGCUGUACUGCUAUACUUUGCUGCUGCUGUGCUGAAGAAUGUGCAGACAUGUUGUGUUAA